This is a messenger RNA of Musa acuminata AAA Group (dessert banana), 1069 nucleotides long. RefSeq names its product dehydration-responsive element-binding protein 1G-like. Gene Ontology annotation, molecular function: DNA-binding transcription factor activity; DNA binding. NCBI's taxonomy places the organism in Eukaryota, Viridiplantae, Streptophyta, Magnoliopsida, Zingiberales, Musaceae. Bases 152 to 928 code for a protein of 258 amino acids. Gene Ontology annotation, biological process: regulation of DNA-templated transcription. The record is from RefSeq and is a predicted model, not a curated record. The transcript has a single exon.
GUCGCGAAGGUAGAGCACGCCAUUACCAUUCUAUCCUCGAGAAGGAAAAGAGUGGAGUGAAGUCGAAGGUCUCUGCUCGGCUUGAUCCAGCUGUCGUCGUUGUUCCCGCGUUGCGAGGGCGACGUCGCCGCUUGCCGCUGUGUGUAUAUCUAUGCCCGCAUGGCUCUGCCCCUUCUUCCCCAACAACAAGACACACCUCUUCAGUCGCUCCACCGCACACUCCGGAACAAAGCGUCAUAGCCGAAGCAUGGAGACCUUCUCUGGUGGCGAAGACGGCGCCGCGUCCGCCUCGGGAUCACGGGAGACGUGGUCCUACCCAACGGUGUCGCAGGCGCCGCCGAAGCGGCCCGCGGGGCGGACCAAGUUCCGGGAGACGCGCCACCCGGUGUACAGGGGCGUCCGCCAGCGGGGCGCCGCCGGACGGUGGGUCUGCGAGGUCCGGGAACCCAACAAGAAGUCCAGGAUCUGGGUGGGCACGUUCCCCACCGCCGAUAUGGCGGCGCGGGCGCACGACGUCGCGGCGAUGAUGCUCCGGGGCCGCUCCGCCUGCCUCAACUUCGCUGACUCGGCGUGGCGGCUCCGCGUGCCGCCCUCGUUCUCCGGCCCCCGGGACAUCGCACGGGCCGCAGCGGAGGCGGCGGAGGCGUUCCGGCCGCCGUCGGACUCCAACGGCGAUGCAAAGGAGGGGAAGACCUCUGCAGCAGCAUCAUCGGCAGCGGCCACGACUUCAACGAUGUCGCCGGAAGAGGAUACCGGAGGAGGAGACGCAAUCGAUGCGAUGGCUUACGACGACAUGGAUUUGGGCUUCGGUUACUACUCCGGGAUGGCGGAAGGGUUGCUGCUGGUGGAGCCGCCGCCCAACGGUGGGUGUAACUGGGACGACGUGGACGCAGGCGCUGACGUGCCACUCUGGAGCCACUCCAUCUGACGACGGAGAAUGACAACGAGUUAAAGUAGCCGAUAUUUUUUUUUUAUGGUACAGAUUAGGAACAUGAUAAAUUACAUACGAUUUCUUCACAUGAGAUAGAUAUGUUUAUGAGGGGUUGAAUAGAUUACCAGCUUAUGCAAA